UCUUCUUCUUUGAACAAGAACUUGGAAAGUGAGACCAGGAGGCAUAGUGGCCAAUCCCAACUGGACGCCAUUGUUCCUCCUCGAAAUGAAAAUCGGAAUCCCAAGGACAAGAAGAUAUACCUCUACAACUGGAAGAGCCAUAAAUCAUCAAGCGAAAAGAGUGUUAUCCAUCAGAAGGAAGACCGUGAUGGCAACAACGGUACUAAUGAUGGGUCUUAUUCAGUUCCGGGGCUCAGUCUUGAUGAUAGCUUGAGUGAUGCUCGAAAUGGAGGCGACUCAAAGAGCGACACCUACUUGGGAGAUCUCUGUUCUUCAAUGGUCUUCAGGUGCGGUGAUGCAAAUCUAGUGUCAUAUGGCGGACCAUUGGCCAAACGGGCUUCUGCGGUCAAGAAAAAGAGUAAGAAGCAUUGUUCCCAUUUGGAUGUUUUGUCGAGACAUCGACAAAAGGGUCCUGUUCUUGGUAGGAAAUUGUUGGAGGGCCAUCCUUCGUUGUCUAUUAGUUUCAGCCAGGAUGAUUCGAUCGAGCAGUCUGAUGACACCGAAGAUUACUCUAACUCAGAGGAUUUCAGACGAUAUUCUGCGGCUUCCCCUUUACUAUUGAAGCUCCACCCAUCUGCUAAGUUAUUGAGAAAUCAUCGAAAAGAGGACUCUUCCUAUUCUUAUAGCACCCCAGCUUUAUCUACUAGUUCUUAUAAUAGGUAUGUUAAUAACAACCCAAGUACUGUUGGGUCUUGGGAAGGCACCACAACUUCGAUUAAUGAUGCAGAUGAUGAAGUGGAUGAUCAAUUAGAUUUUCCUGGUCGUCAGGGAUGUGGUAUUCCUUGCUAUUGGUCAAAGCGGACGCCAAAGCAUAGAGGAGUUUGUGGAGGUUGUUGCUCUCCUUCACUUUCUGAUACCUGGAGAAGGAAGGGAAGUAGCAUUUUGUUUGGUAGUCAAUCUAUUUAUUCUAGGCGCAAAUCAUUAAAUUCCAGUAACCGAAGACUUACUUCAGGAAGUGCUCGAGGGGUCCUCCCAUUGCUUACUAACAGUGCAGAUGGCAGAGUUGGUUCAUCGAUUGGAACCGGGAGAAGUGAUGAUGAACUGUCUACUAACUUUGGGGAGCUUGAUUUGGAGGCUCUGAGUAGGUUAGAUGGACGAAGAUGGUCAAGUUGCAGGAGUCAUGAAGGGCUAGAGAUUGUUGCUUUAAAUGGGGAGGUAGAGGAGGGAAGUACACCAGAAAGUACAACAAGUUUCAGCCAGAAGUAUAGACCGAUGUUUUUUAAUGAACUGAUAGGUCAGAAUAUAGUGGUACAAUCACUUAUAAAUGCUAUUUCAAGGGGACGGAUUGCUCCUGUUUAUCUUUUCCAAGGCCCACGGGGUACUGGAAAAACAACAGCAGCAAGGAUUUUUGCUGCUGCGUUGAAUUGUUUGGCCCCGGAGGAAAAUAAGCCAUGUGGAUACUGCAGAGAAUGCACUGAUUUCAUGUCUGGCAAACAAAAGGAUCUCUUGGAAAUUGAUGGAACAAAUAGGAAGGGAAUAGAUAGAAUUAGAUACCAAUUAAAAAAGUUAUCAUCCGGGUCAUCUUCAGCCUUCUUGAGAUAUAAAGUUUUUCUCAUUGAUGAGUGUCAUUUGUUGCCCUCUAAGGCGUGGCUCACAUUUCUCAAAUUCUUUGAAGAACCUCCUCAACGUGUUGUCUUCAUAUUCAUAACUACUGAUCUUGACAGUAUACCCCGUACCAUUCAGUCAAGGUGUCAGAAGUACAUAUUUAACAAAAUAAAAGAUUGUGACAUGGUAGAAAGACUUAAAAGAAUUUCUGCAGAGGAGAACUUGGAUGCUGAUUUGGAUGCAUUGGAUUUGAUAGCUAUGAAUGCUGAUGGUUCACUUAGAGAUGCUGAAACAAUGUUGGAACAAUUGAGUUUGUUAGGGAAAAGGAUAACAAUAUCUCUGGUUAAUGAACUUGUUGGCAUUGUUUCUGAUGAAAAGUUGCUUGAGCUUUUAGCGCUAGCAAUGUCUUCAAACACCGCAGAAACAGUUAAAAGAGCAAGAGAGUUGAUGGAUUCUGGGGUUGAUCCGCUGGUUUUGAUGUCUCAGCUCGCCAGCUUGAUUAUGGACAUUAUUGCUGGAACCUACAACAUUAUUGAUCCUAAAGACAGUGCUUCAAUAUUUUGUGGACGCAGUUUAAGCGAAACCGAAGUGGAAAGAUUGAAGCAUGCUCUUAAGUUUCUUUCGGAGGCCGAGAAGCAGUUGAGAGUUUCCAGUGAGCGUUCAACUUGGUUCACAGCAACUCUUUUGCAACUUGGUUCCAUAUCUUCUCUAGAUUUCACUCCGACAGGCAGCAAUAGGAGACAGAGCUGCAAGACAACUGACGAUGAUCCAUCAACUACUUCAAAUGGGACAAUUGGCUACAAACAAAAGUCAUUUUCUCAUCUUAUACCAAAGUUAGGUUCCCCUGCAUCUUUGUGCAACCUGAAAAAUGGCAAUUAUAAUAAUCAAGGGGAUUUGUCGCCUAUGGUUGAUAGUUUGAGUAACAACCCCAAGCCCACGCAUAAACAGUUCAUGGAGGGUAAAAACUCUUUUUCGCGUGAUGAUGCUACUCUUAGAAAUAUGGUUUUCAGAUGCAAAAACUCAGAAAAGUUGGAUAACAUCUGGGUGCAUUGUAUUGAAAGAUGCCACUCAAAGACGUUGCGGCAGCUAUUGUAUGCUUAUGGGAAGCUUUUGUCCCUUUCGGAAUCUGAAGAUACCCUUAUUGCAUACGUUGCCUUUGAGGACGCAGAUAUCAAAUCCAGAGCUGAAAGGUUUCUGAGCAGUAUCACAAAUUCUAUGGAGAUGGUUCUUAGAUGCAAUGUAGAGGUUAGAAUCAUUUUGUUACCAGAUGGUGAGACUUCUAUUAAUGGUAUGACUGCAGCCAAGUCGUCCGAAGGUGUAGAACACGAACUUGUUGAUAAAGAAAGGAAAAUUGCCAAUCUUAAUGCAAUGGAGGGCUAUUCUAGCCGCUCUUUGAUUCUGGAUGGAACAUAUCAAGCAACCUCUGAUUCAUCGCAGCUACCAUCCGAAAGUAACAAUCAAAUAGACGGUUCGAGGGACAGGAGACAGGAAAUCCCGAUGCAGAGAAUAGAAUCAAUUAUUCGUGAACAAAGGUUGGAAACUGCCUGGUUACAGGCCAUGGAAAAAGGCACACCUGGAUCUUUGAGUCGUUUGAAACCCGAGAAGAAUCAAGUCCUGCCUCAAGAUGGUUCAUACUAUAAAGAUCAAACGGAAGAAAUGAAUUCAACAGGGGACUCCUCUCGGAAAUGGGAUGAUGAAUUGAACCGUGAGCUUAAAGUUCUGAAGGCUAAUGAAGAGCUAAUUGCCCAGAAGGAGCAGGUUGGCAGACGGGUGGACCGCUAUGCUAUCUCCCCAAGUAUACUGCACGAUGGCGGCAUGGUGGGAAAUGCAAACAAGGAUAACCUGGGAUAUGAAUCAAGCUCAGCGGUUGGUGGUUGUAGUGGAUUGUUCUGCUGGAACAACAGCAAAUCCCAUAAAAGGGGAAAGGUAAGAACCAACCAUGGUCGGUCACGCAGUGGAAGAUUUUCACUGUUUGGGGAGUGUGGGAAGUCGAGGAAUUUCGGGAGUCGAUCUAGACGAUAAACAUGACUCUGGUAAUCGUUUUGUGUCUGUAAUCUUGUGUUUUUUGGUACAAUUCUUUAUGGGCAUAGGGAUGGAGGGGGAAGUAGUUGAUGUAAAGUUCUCAUUAAUCGAGCCAAUAAAUGGUCAGUAAUGAACAUUGGAGUGUGCCUAAUUGGAGGGGGAAGCUUUGGUUCCAAAUAGAAUUCUUUUUGACUUAUUUGUAAAGAAUCUCAGCCUAUCACUAUCUUAAAAAGAUGUAUACUCUGUCGGUUUAGUUAGAUAAGGAAAUCUUAGAACUCAACA
Messenger RNA from Cucurbita pepo subsp. pepo (vegetable marrow), 3888 nucleotides. Its product is annotated as protein STICHEL. The record is from RefSeq and is a predicted model, not a curated record. Gene Ontology annotation, molecular function: ATP binding; DNA binding; DNA-directed DNA polymerase activity. NCBI's taxonomy places the organism in Eukaryota, Viridiplantae, Streptophyta, Magnoliopsida, Cucurbitales, Cucurbitaceae. Gene Ontology annotation, biological process: DNA-templated DNA replication; DNA repair. Gene Ontology annotation, cellular component: DNA polymerase III complex; DNA replication factor C complex.